AUGUUCAUCUUUAGUGCUUUUAUUUUGAUAAUUUUUCCAAUUAUUUCUACAAUCAAUGCCAUUCCACCAAAGUUAGAUGAAUUUAAAUCAUCACGAAUGCUGAAGAAUGGAGCAAAAUUCAAGAUACUGUGUGUUAUACUUGAGGGAACGAAGCCAUUCCAAUUUGAAUGGCGAUUUAAUGAUCAUCAGCUUUCUAAAUCAUCUAUCGCUUCUGAAUAUAAAAUUGAUUCUUUUAAUGAUGAUCAAUCACAAUUGACUAUUGCCAAACUUGAUCGCAAACAUUCCGGUACUUAUUCCUGUUUGGUUCGUAAUAAUUUUGGUUCCGAUCGACAAUCAACUCGUCUUACGGUUACAGGUUUGUCACAUCAACAAUUUCUUUUGGCCAUCAAUAUGUGGCGCAUAUUUAGUUAUUUGAAAUUUAAAACAUUCAUUUUGUUUUCAUUCGCAUUUGUUUAUUCAUUUAUGUUUCAUUCGGAUGAGAUCAAAAUGUUGCCGAACAUGUUGAUUUUCUAUAUUUUUGCAUUUUUGUCAAUAUUCAUUUCCGUCAUCUCACAAUCACCACCCAAACUUGUCGAACUUGUACCUCGACGUUCACAGAAUGUUGGAACCAAAUUGAAUUUAUUUUGUUCAGUUCAUGAAGGACAAAGUCCUUUUCAAUUUGAAUGGUUUAAAAAUGAUCGACCAAUAUUGGUCGAUUCUCAUGUUCACAAGUAUCAAAUCGAUACUUCCGAAGAUAAUUCUCUUUUAACUAUAGUCAAUCUUAAUGAUCAUGAUUCGGCCAACUAUUCUUGUAUGGUUAGAAAUGAUUUCGGUUUUGAUUCACAAACGACCAUUCUAAUCGUUAAAGGUUUGUUUGUUACAACGAUUUUCUGUUUCAUAACAAUAUGUGGCGCUUAA
Dermatophagoides pteronyssinus (European house dust mite) is the source of this 897-nucleotide messenger RNA. Its product is annotated as titin-like. The record is from RefSeq and is a predicted model, not a curated record. NCBI's taxonomy places the organism in Eukaryota, Metazoa, Arthropoda, Arachnida, Sarcoptiformes, Pyroglyphidae.